Messenger RNA from Penicillium riverlandense, 1815 nucleotides. RefSeq names its product amidase signature enzyme. Lineage: Eukaryota; Fungi; Ascomycota; Eurotiomycetes; Eurotiales; Aspergillaceae. The record is from RefSeq and is a predicted model, not a curated record. Bases 1 to 1815 code for a protein of 604 amino acids. The transcript has 8 exons.
AUGGCACUCACUCUCUUCCGACGCCUAACAUUUUGCUGGCUGGCUGCUAGCCUGGUGACUGCUGCGCCUGCGUACCCAAACGCGGAGGUUCACGCUUUGGGAGGGUUAACCCCUACCGGUGAAACUUACACUCUCGGUGGUUUGCGGUAUUUUGCGCAUCCUGCUUCGGACGGGAUUCUGAAUAUAACAUCAUCGCUCUUGUCGCUCAAACCUGUGGGAGCGCAUGUUCCUCUGACAGUUGUUCUCGUCGACGAUCCUUCCUUCGACGAAUCGGUAUUUCAGGGAGCCGUCGAAAGGUACAAAGCCAGAGACGAUGUUUUCCAAGAAGGGUUUCUGAAUACUGUUUAUGUCAAGUAUAACGGCUCAGGGGAGCCACAAAAAGUGAGGAAAUUGAAGCAGGCCAGAGAGCUGUUUAACUCCCACUUGCUUGUUCUCUCAGAGCAUUACGCCAAUUCCGGCAACCAAAUUGUCGAAUCAAGCAGUGAUCUGGCCCCUGGGCCCUAUUUCUUGGAUAUCGCGACUGGUAGCGUGCACAAAGCAUACCGGCUCUAUUCAGACGUGCAACAAGCUUUUGUUUCUGGAUUGAUUCCGCAAUCCGACAGUCGAUUUGCCAUACUGCCAGCUGCUGUUCCAGGAACCGAAUCCGCUACAAUUGGUGUGCCUUCUAGGCUUUACAGUGAGAAGUCACCAGAUAAACCUCUGGCUGGGUAUCGUUUCGGCGCCAAGGAUAUAUUUGAUAUCGCAGGAGUCAAAACUGGCUGCGGGAACAGGGCGUAUUAUUCUCUUUAUCCAGAGCGCAAUGUGACAGCAUCCGCUAUACAAAUCCUUCUUGAUGCUGGGGCCGUUCUUGUUGGCAAGAUGAAGACAUCCCAAUUCGCAAAUGGGGAGAUUGCCACUGCCGAUUGGGUCGACUACCACGAGCCAUUCAAUCCCCGAGGAGACGGAGAACAAGACACAUCAUCCUCAUCAGCAGGGCCGGCGGCCGGUAUUGCCUCCUAUGACUGGCUAGAUUUUGCUAUCGGUUCAGACACAGGGGGAUCGAUCCGAGACCCUGCUGGAGCGCAAGGUAUUUAUGGAAGUCGCCCUUCUCAUGGCGCAAUUUCUCUAGACCAUGUAAUGCCUCUUUGCAGUGCGCUGGACACCGCCGGUAUCUUCGCGCGUGAGGCUGAGCUAUGGAGGUCUGUAGCACGUGUGUGGCUUCAUGACUUCCAGGAUUACACUGAAUAUCCUUCAAAGAUUAUCUACCCUUUAGAAUAUUUCUCUAUCGCGGCGCCCAGUUCCCCAGCAGGCGUGUUAGUUGAGAAUUUUGUCUCUAGAUUGGAAAGUUUCUUAAAUGGUAAAAGAGAAGUGAUCGGUCUGGAUGAUUUGUGGAAUGCCACCAAACCUUCUGUGGACCUGGCCAGUCUGGAUGAUUUGUUGUUCAAGACGUAUUCGGAUUUGAUCUCCAUUGAUCAGAUUAACCUCCUAGGGAACCCUUUUAUCGCAGAUUACUCCCAAGUUCAUGAUGGUCGCACGCCAUUCCUUGAUCCUUCCUCGGAGGUGCGUUGGACCUGGGGCCGCGCGCAACCCCCUGGCACAUUCGAUGAGGCCAUGACAAACAAAACAAUCUUCAAAGACUGGUUCAAUAACUACGUGGUUGUGAAGAAUACGAAAACCUGCUCUGACAGUUUGUUUGUGUAUCCCCUCACCGUGGGUCAAACAGUUUAUCGGAAUAUAUACCGGCAAGUCCUUUUUUUUGGCCUGAUUGAAGCGGCCUGCUGGAACGACAGGCUUACUAAUAGUAUGACUAUAGCAAGCCUCCAAUCCCACCACUAG